This is a messenger RNA of Pyricularia grisea, 750 nucleotides long. RefSeq lists its product as uncharacterized. The transcript is spliced from 3 exons. The record is from RefSeq and is a predicted model, not a curated record. Bases 1 to 750 code for a protein of 249 amino acids. Lineage: Eukaryota; Fungi; Ascomycota; Sordariomycetes; Magnaporthales; Pyriculariaceae.
AUGAAGUACUUCGGCUUGAUCGCCGCCGCUUCGUCGGUGUUGCCCAGUUUGACCAACGCCCACUACCUGUUCCCUCACCUGAUGUACAAGGGUCAGAAGACCAAUGAGUACGAGUAUGUUCGUGAGCACGACAACGGUUUCCAACCGUCGUGGGACAACGGCAACAUCCUUCAGUCCAACGACCUCCGCUGCAAUAAGGGCUCCGAGAACCACGCCAAGGAGCCAAAGGCGGCCAAGGUUGUGGCUGGUCAGGACGUUAUCGGCUUCGCCACCAACAUCAAUACGAAGAUCGGCCACCCGGGCUAUCUUACGAUCCAAAUGAGCAAAGCGCCCGGUAACGUCAGUGAUUAUAUGGGCGAGGGCGAUUGGUUCACCGUUUACCAGUUGACUACGACAACUCCAUGGAACGGAACCGACGAGGGUUGGCUGUCAUGGCAGAAAAACCAGUUUACCUUUAAGCUGCCUCUGGAGACCCCCAGGGGCCAGUACCUGAUGCGCAUCGAGCAUAUGGCCGUCCACAACCCCUACAAGGCCAAGGAAUUCUACAUGCAGUGCGCCCACCUCGACGUCGACUCCGACUACAACGGCUCCGCUCCCGGACCGACCUACAAGAUCCCCGGCGGGCUCACCAAGGACUCCCCAGCCGUUCAGCUUGAUAGCUGGGCCGACAAGAAGACUCUCACUUCCGCCCCGAGGCCCUGGUCCGAUAAGCUGUGGCCCAAUGAUGACCAGUUCAACAAGUUCAUCUGA